AUAUAGCUAUGUUUAUUUUCAGUUACAAUUGUUUUAAGAAAAGACUCAAGAUCAAAAGUGAUGCCAUUUAAAAUGCAUCAUGCUCUGAAUCAUUCACCCUUUCCACAAUAUCAAACAGAACAGUCAGAGUAACAAACUAGUAAAAGAACGAGAACAUUAUUUCAAACAACCUGAUCUGUAGGCAUGGUGCCUAGCAAGGAAAGUCGCAUAGCGGCACCAACGUCAACUUGAAACUUGUCGUGGCCUUUGGUUGCCCAAACAAGAUUUUUCACAUCCGUGAAACCAUGAACAGCCCACGUUGGAGAUUUGCCAUUAUUCAUUAGCAAACAGGGCCAGCAAUACAGUCGAUUGCUAGUAAUGCUACCAGUAAGCCAUGAGUACCUACUACCUAGCAAACCAUGUAGCACCCACAACACUGACGUUGCCUUUACUUUUGGUGAUCUUGAUUUUGCCAAGUGGUCUUUUUCUUUGGUCGCUCACUUAGCACUGUAACUCAAUGAAUGGAAUGCUUUGUGUAAUUAAACAUUAACAAUGUCCUCUGUUUCCAAUGUUUCCAUUGUACACUUUAUUCGCAAAUGUAAGAAUCUCGUUAUCCUUCAGAUGAUUUCACCAAUUCACCUGCUUUGCGUCUCUGAGACUGAGCGGCAAUGCAGGAAGAGCGGGUUUUUUUAUCGACAGCGUUGCCAGAUUUCCCGCCCAAUGAUAAUUUUUCCAGCCUAACGUGGUUGAAAGUAGCCCAAUUGGGUGGGAAAUCUGCCCAAUCGGGCAACACUGCUCACCAGCCAGGGAUCCUGCUUAUAGGGAUGUCUAGUGUGACGUCAGACGUCCACUUCCGUGUCCAUUCGCAGCAGCAGCACAGGAACCGGUCACGUUUUAUACAGUGACAGCGUACUUUACAGACAUCCCAAAGUCUGUACAAAAGGGUCUUAACUCAUACAAUUCUAAAAGGGUAGUAUCAGUAUUAAUGUCAGGUGGAAGUCUGACAGGGAAAGUCCAGGCGUCAAUGAAAAAAAAAAAGCUACGAUGUUGAGGUGAGAAAGUAAGGGUGUUGAUAGCUACUGUCAAUACAGGGCUGUCUUUUAGCCGUGUUGGGGUUUGGUGAGGGUUAUCUAGAUUAGAUGUUUUCAGCGUAAUAGCAUAACAUACAACUUUAAAACAUAGCUAGACAGGUUAGUGAAUUUCGCAUUGGAAGCUAGCGAAAGCUAUCUAAUGUAAACACAGGGUGUGCGUUGCUGAUAGUCCUUUAGCUGUCUUAGGGUUUGAUGAGGGUUAGCGAGUUGAGUUGUUUUCACUCGGGUACACGUUGAGGGACAGGAGGUGAAGGCAAGUACCUGCUCUUGUGCUAUCGGGAUGGCCAAGUGUCACCAUGUAGUAGCCCUGCUGAUUUGGGCUGAAAAGAACCUAACCCGCACGGAUGUCGAGUGUGUGUGUGUGUGUGUGGAAGAGGGCCCCAGCACCCAAAACGGAUGAGGUCACAGCGAAGAGGGUGUCUGUGAUUGCACCUUCCACAUCUCAAGCUGGAAUAAAACGACCUGUCACCCAGGGGGACAGAGAAUGGAUACUGAACUCCUUGGCACAGCUGGGCCGUUUUACAGGUCUGGGUUGGAUUCUGGCACCAGAAACACCUCAGACCGUCCCUAUCAAGACCUUUGAUGGGGUAGUGACCAGCUCAGGUUAUGGCAAUGCAGAGGACAAAGCUCUGAUGGCAUAUCGCCACGAAAGAAUCACAGCCAGCAACUUCGGUUUGGUGUUGGCAGCAUUGAAGCGGAACUCUUACCCUCCUUCCUUAUUCAAAACCCUGCUAGGCCAAUACAACCUCAAACAAGGAUCUCAUGCUUGUGAUUGGGGAAUCCUCCAUGAGCCAAAGGCAAAGCAGGAAUACAUGGAGCGCACUGGUGUGACCAUCCAGGAGAGGGGAGUGUUCCUUUCUGACAGAUGGGACGUGGCUGAUGACUUCAUCAUUGAGGUGAAAUGUCCCUAUUCAGCCAGAACCAAGACCAACCUGCAGGCAGCGGAGAGGAAGGACUUUUUUCUAGAACUGGAUUUAGUCACUGGCUUACUGAAGCUCAAGCAAACACACAACCACUGGCAUCAGAUUCAGGGCAAUCUGCACCUGACAGGAGCCAACAAUUGUCAUCUUGUGGUGUGGACUCCUCUUGACCUUGUUAUCCUGCUUAUCCCUAAAGACCCAGCAUGGGCUAGCAACAUUAACAUUCUGGAAACAUUUUAAGGAUUGUUUCCUUCCUCGCAUACUUCUGCAUUCAUGACCUGUUUUAGUGCAGGAUUUCAUUCUUCUGCCGCUUGCCGGGCCACCAAGGUAUUUAUCCUUUUGUUUUGUUGUACAGUCUCAUCACACAGUACAUAACACACUACACAUAGUCAGAUGCCAUUUACACUGAUACCCCUAGUCUCUUUAAAAGGUCCCAUGACAUGCCAUCAGGUGUGGUGUGAUUAGCCGUUACAAGCCGUUUUGGAAA
Molecule: messenger RNA, 2477 nt
Organism: Gadus chalcogrammus (walleye pollock)
Lineage: Eukaryota; Metazoa; Chordata; Actinopteri; Gadiformes; Gadidae
Exons: 5
Coding region: 1415-2230 (271 amino acids)
Source: RefSeq, a predicted model, not a curated record